AUGAAUUACUCUCGGUUCAUCACCACUGUGAGUGCGGCAAGAAAAGCAUCUCCAAUAAGACUUCUGAGUGAGUACAUGCUUAUUCUUCACAGGUCUCCUCCAUCUCUCAUCUCUCUGGCUGGCGGGGCACCAAACCCUAACGUUUUUCCAUUUAAGAGGGCUACUAUCACCAUUGGACAUGGAACUGCAAUUGAGAUUGAGGAUGAUCUGAUGAAGAGAGCUCUCCAGUACUCGGCCUCAGCAGGGAUUCCAGAGCUCUUGUCUUGGCUAAAGAAUUUCCAGCAGAGUCUACAUAAUCCUCCCACAGCCAACUACAGUCCUGAGCAAGGACAAAUGGCAGUGUGUGUCACAACCGGCAGCCAGGAGGGCUUGUGUAAAGUGUUUGAAAUGCUCAUCAAUCCUGGGGACAACAUCCUUUUGGAUGCACCUACAUAUGCUGGGACACUAGCAGCUCUGAGACCUUUGGGUUGUAACAUAAUUAAUAUUCCUAGUGACCAACACGGCAUUGUUCCAAAAGCUCUAAAAGAAAUUCUAUCUAACUGGAGCACAGAAGAUGUGAAAAAUCAUAGCCACCACCUCCCCAAGUUUCUGUACACCAUUCCAAAUGGGUGCAACCCAACUGGAAACUCUCUGACCGCGGAGCGCAAGAAGGAGAUUUACCAGCUUGCAAGAAAAUAUGAUUUCCUCAUUAUAGAAGACGAUCCUUACUACUUCCUUCAGUUUGAAAAGCCAUGGGCUCCAUCUUUCCUCUCAAUGGAUGUGGAUGGCCGAGUUAUCAGGACAGACUCUUUCUCUAAAAUUCUCUCAUCUGGGUUAAGAAUAGGUUUUCUGACAGGUCCCAAGCCUCUUAUCGACAGAGUUGUUCUCCACAUUCAGGUUUCAACAAUGCACACCAGCACUUUCACACAGAUUAUGAUAUCACAGCUGCUUCAGCAAUGGGGAGAAAAGGGUUUCUUGGAGCAUAUAGACAGAGUGGUGGACUUCUAUAGAACCCAGCGAGAUGCAAUGCUCAUUGCUGCUGACAGAUGGUUAAAAGACUUGGCUGAGUGGCACCCUCCUGCUGCUGGCAUGUUCUUAUGGAUCAAAAUCAAGGGCGUUUCUGAUACACAGCAGCUGAUCAUGGAAAAAGCUUUGCAGAAAGAAGUGUUACUGGUUCCUGGAGAAGCAUUCAAUAUUGAUAGUUCAGAGCCUAGUCCUUAUGUCAGAGCCUCCUUCUCUCUGUCUUCUCCAGCCCAGAUGGAUCUGGCCUUCAGGAGACUGGCUGACCUGAUAAAAGAAGCUUUGUGAAAAAGCUAAAUAGAGGUCUUGCAGCAAUCAAAAUAAUAUCCAGAAAAUAU
Apaloderma vittatum (bar-tailed trogon) is the source of this 1337-nucleotide messenger RNA. RefSeq names its product aminoadipate aminotransferase (gene AADAT). Gene Ontology annotation, biological process: biosynthetic process. NCBI's taxonomy places the organism in Eukaryota, Metazoa, Chordata, Aves, Trogoniformes, Trogonidae. The coding region runs from base 1 to 1287 and encodes 428 amino acids. The record is from RefSeq and is a predicted model, not a curated record. Gene Ontology annotation, molecular function: pyridoxal phosphate binding; L-kynurenine:2-oxoglutarate transaminase activity. The transcript has 13 exons.